AUGGCCGAGUUCGAGGGCACGUGGAAAUUAGUGUCUAGCGAAGGCUGGGACGAUUACAUGAAGACGGUCGGCGUCGGCUACUUGGCCCGGGUCGCCGCACGAAAUACGCCAGUCACGCUGCAUAUUACCGUUACGGGCAACGAUGUCGUCGUACGCAGCCAGUCCGUGUUCAAGAACUUCACGCUACGCUUCAAAAUUGGCGAGGAGUUUGACGAGACCACCAUCGACGGGCGCCACUUCCGCACCGUUUUCAACUUUGUCGACGGCCAUUUGAUUCAAGAGCAGCGGGCGAUUGAGGAAAAAGACGUCGACUCCCGCAUCGAGCGAUGGCUGAAAGACGGUCAACUCUACACCCAAUUGACGGCCGGCAAGUCGAAGUGCCUGCGCGUGUUCGAUCGAAUCGAAAAC
Molecule: messenger RNA, 408 nt
Organism: Mesorhabditis spiculigera
Lineage: Eukaryota; Metazoa; Nematoda; Chromadorea; Rhabditida; Rhabditidae
Source: the annotation of a GenBank genome assembly